Messenger RNA from Trichoplax adhaerens, 768 nucleotides. RefSeq lists its product as uncharacterized. The coding region runs from base 1 to 768 and encodes 255 amino acids. Lineage: Eukaryota; Metazoa; Placozoa; Uniplacotomia; Trichoplacea; Trichoplacidae. The record is from RefSeq and is a predicted model, not a curated record. The transcript has 8 exons.
AUGGAAAAUAAAGUUACACCUUCAGUCCUAUUUCUUCUAUUGGCCUGUUACGUCGAUGGAGCUUGGGCUUAUUUAAACGUUGGUGGUAUCAUUGGUAUUGCCAUUGGCUGUUUCAUUGUAAUUAUCGUUAUCCCAGUUUUAAUUUGUGUCUGCUGUGCAGGCGCGAUAGGAUGCGCUGCCGCUUCUACAGGCCCACCAACAACUGUUGCCGUCAUUCCGGCUACUCACACUACCACAACUGUAAACUAUCCGCCAAUGUAUAAUCCCGGAAUGCAGACUGCACCGCAGAAUUUCGGCAUGGCCCAACCGAUGGGUACGUUUCAACAGCCGCCGCCGCCACCCUAUACUUCUACUUAUAUAAAUCAACCCGCUAAUACCGUUAUUAUCAGCUAUCUUCUUUCACCUAUCUUGUUAGUUAGUUCUGGUGGUUACAUGUUGUGCGAGUUAUUUUUUUGGUCUAUAUUUGUGACGAGAGUUUCUAAAAAAGAAAGAAGUUCUAGAACUUUGAUCCGCGGUGCAAAUACUGGUAGUGUACAAUACGUGAACAACGAGUGUACAUUACGUCUAUCUCAAGGAUUAGAAUCACACUUAGUACCAAAAAUAAAGUUCUUAAGAGGCAAAGGAAGAACUAUACAAAGUAACUUAGCAGAGGUUGCCAAGGGCGUGCCUAUCAACGUAACGUUUGGACUAUCCACUAGAGAGCUAUCGGCCUAUCACACUAUCAUCGCAGUAGCAAAAACGAGUUCAUUUAAAAUUGCUGAUUAUUAG